This is a messenger RNA of Urocitellus parryii (Arctic ground squirrel), 3328 nucleotides long. It is a transcript of the gene Scmh1, whose product is annotated as Scm polycomb group protein homolog 1. Lineage: Eukaryota; Metazoa; Chordata; Mammalia; Rodentia; Sciuridae. Gene Ontology annotation, biological process: negative regulation of DNA-templated transcription. The record is from RefSeq and is a predicted model, not a curated record. Gene Ontology annotation, cellular component: nucleus. Gene Ontology annotation, molecular function: histone binding; chromatin binding.
CCGCCCGCCACUCUCCGGAGCCGCCCGCCCGCCCCCUUCCCGCGUCCUCGCUCGCUCCCUGCGCAGCGGAAACAUGGCGGCGGGAAGGGAGUGAGCCGCCCCGUGCCCCGCGCCGCCGCGCCCGCAGAUGGAGAAAAUAACAUACAGAGAAAUUGGCUUGUCAGAAGUCAGAGCAAGAUAUUGGCGGAUCCAGGGAUAAAUCCCAAACGUCAUAACUCCUUAAGCAGUCUUUAGUUCAUUGAUUAUGCAGCCUAGUGUAAUAAACUGGAAUGAAGUUAGAAAAUACAAAUAUGGUCACCUAUCAGAGUCUGCAUCCCAAUAUCAAGAAACUGGUGACAUCCUGGAGCUAGGUCAUUUUACCUGGGACAAAUACCUAAAAGAAACAUGUUCAGUCCCAGCGCCUGUCCAUUGCUUCAAGCAGUCCUACACACCUCCAAGCAACGAGUUCAAGAUCAGCAUGAAAUUGGAAGCACAGGACCCCAGGAACACCACAUCCACAUGUAUUGCCACAGUAGUUGGACUGACAGGUGCCCGCCUCCGCCUGCGCCUUGAUGGUAGUGACAACAAGAAUGACUUCUGGCGGCUGGUUGACUCAGCUGAAAUCCAGCCUGUUGGGAACUGUGAGAAGAAUGGGGGUAUGCUACAGCCACCUCUGGGAUUUCGGCUGAAUGCCUCCUCUUGGCCCAUGUUCCUUUUGAAGACGCUAAAUGGAGCAGAGAUGGCUCCCAUCAGGAUUUUCCACAAGGAGCCACCAUCACCUUCCCACAACUUCUUCAAAAUGGGAAUGAAGCUGGAAGCUGUAGACAGGAAGAAUCCUCAUUUCAUUUGUCCAGCCACUAUAGGGGAGGUUCGGGGCUCAGAGGUGCUUGUCACUUUUGAUGGGUGGCGAGGAGCCUUUGAUUACUGGUGCCGCUUCGACUCCCGGGACAUCUUUCCUGUGGGCUGGUGUUCUUUGACUGGAGACAACCUACAGCCUCCUGGCACCAAAGUUGUGAUUCCAAAGAAUCCCUUCCCUGCGUCUGAUGUGAACACUGAGAAGCCCAGCAUCCACAGCAGCACCAAAACUGUCUUGGAGCAUCAACCAGGGCAGAGGGGGCGUAAACCAGGAAAGAAGCGGGGUCGAACACCCAAGACCCUUAUUUCCCAUCCCAUCUCUACCCCAUCCAAGUCAGCUGAAUCUUUGAAAUUCCCAAAGAAGAGGGGUCCCAAACCUGGCAGUAAGAGGAAACCUCGGACUUUGCUGAGCCCACCACCCACCUCACCAACAACCAGCACCCCUGAACCGGAUACCAGCACUGUUCCCCAAGAUGCUGCCACCAUCCCCAGCUCAGCCAUGCAGGCCCCCACAGUUUGUAUCUACUUGAACAAGAAUGGCAGCCCAGGCCCUCACUUAGAUAAGAAGAAGAUCCAACAGCUCCCUGACCAUUUUGGGCCAGCCCGUGCCUCUGUGGUAUUGCAGCAGGCUGUCCAGGCAUGCAUCGACUGUGCUUAUCACCAGAAAACUGUCUUCAGCUUCCUCAAACAGGGCCAUGGUGGUGAGGUCAUCUCAGCCGUGUUUGACCGAGAACAGCACACCCUCAACCUCCCAGCAGUCAACAGCAUCACCUAUGUCCUCCGCUUCCUGGAGAAGCUCUGCCACAACCUUCAUAGUGACAAUCUGUUUGGCAACCAGCCCUUUACACAGACUCACUUAUCACUCACUGCCACAGAGUACAGCCACAGCCACGACAGGUACCUACCAGUUGCCAUCCUGAUCUCCAGAGUUAGUGAUAAAGUGGUUCUUCUGCCCAAAUCCCAAGACUCACCGAGAUUAAAGCCAAGUGAAACCUUUGUCUUGGGGAAUAGUCUGGCCCGGUCCUUAGCACCACACACAGACUCAAUGGACUCUACGUUGAAUCCUACCAACCUUGUCAGUACCUCCCAGAAUCUUCGAACUUCUGGGUACCGGCCCUUGCUUCCUUCCUGCGGCCUCCCACAGAGCACUGCCUCAGCCGUACGCAGGCUAUGCUCCAGGGGAGUGUUAAAAGGAUCAAAUGAAAGAAGGGGUAUGGAAUCAUUUUGGAAACUAAAUCAUUCCCCAGGGUCUGACCGAUACCUGGAAAGCCGGGAAGCCUCUCGACUGAGUAGCCGGGACCCCUCCUCAUGGACAGUCGAGGACGUGAUGCAGUUUGUCCGGGAAGCUGAUCCUCAGCUUGGACCCCAUGCUGACCUCUUUCGAAAACAUGAGAUCGAUGGCAAGGCCCUGCUUCUGCUGCGCAGUGACAUGAUGAUGAAGUACAUGGGUCUAAAGCUGGGGCCUGCACUCAAGCUCUCCUUCCACAUUGACCGGCUGAAGCAGGGCAAGUUCUGAACAGGAGGCACAGCCUAGACAAUGGAGUGGUCGGGCAGAUGGGGCAUUCUUCUCCUUGGAAGAAGGCUACCAGCCUGCUCCUAGGCACCUCACUGGAGCUCAGGCCACUCCAGGACUCCAGGAGGCUAUGUGGAGCCACCACUGCUACCCCCACCCCUCUUGCCAUGAUGAGUCCUUCCAUGAAGGACCAAGGAGGGGCAAGUAUGGGCCUGGGGCUGGCGCUGCUCUUCCCCUCAGCCCUGCCAUGGCUCUGAGGUCCCCUCUAUUUAUUUUUUAAGCCAGCUAUCCUCUCACCAGGAAUUUAGACUGAGCACCGUCCAAGUGGCAGAGGAAGAGCCCUUGGACCCCCCUACCCUGCCGCUCUCCUCCCGGGUUUGGUGUGGCAUCCCACUGCCCCACAGUGCCUGCCUUCCCACCAGAUCCCAGACUCCACAAACUCAUGGUGCAAACCUUUACCUUUUUUAAAAAAGAUCUUUUCUUAUUGCUAAUUUAUUGUUUCUGGACUUGGGCAGACACUCUGGGUAAUACUUCUCUUGCACCAGACACUGGGUUUUGAGAGUAGGGAUACUACCCUGCCCUGGUCCCAGAGAGGCCCCCAAUGGGUGUAGCCCCUUUUCAGAGGACACUGCCUAGGGUGCUUCUUUUUGGAAUGGACAGACCCACGUGCUCCCAUGGGGAGGAGAGGGUCAUACUGUCUGUCUCUCUCUGCCCCCAGUGGGCCAUUUGUAGCCCCAGCCCUCCUGCGGGAUGGGAGCUCUCCCACAUGGUCUCCACCACAGUUCCUUACCCUCACCAGAACUGCUGCAGAAGAUUGGGUCUAAUGAUUAUAGGCCAAAAAGGCCCUGUGGUUGGGGGAGGGUCUCUAGGCUGGAAUGUUUGCCUCCUCGCUGUCCUGUGCUUCCUUGUAAGCAAGUCAGCAGCUCAGCUGCUCCUGCUGCCAUCUGGACUUAUUUUAUGUCAAUUUGUUUAUAAAUAAAA